This is a messenger RNA of Oldenlandia corymbosa var. corymbosa, 3419 nucleotides long. NCBI's taxonomy places the organism in Eukaryota, Viridiplantae, Streptophyta, Magnoliopsida, Gentianales, Rubiaceae. The record is from the annotation of a GenBank genome assembly.
GGAUGAGUAGUCAAGUUCGUCGUCCAGCAGCAAUUCAGUCGUCACUUUUCUUUUCUUUCGGCUGUGGUGGAUAUACUUCUGGGUUUCGAUUUUUUCCCUCUUUAGAAAACUCGUGAAAAUUUUCAGAAAUGGCGACUCAAGGUCAAGUUAUUACUUGCAAAGCGGCGGUGGCCUGGGAACCCAAUAAGCCUUUGUCGAUUGAAGACGUUCAGGUUGCUCCGCCUCAAGCCGGCGAAGUUCGAGUUAAAAUCCUCUUUACUGCUCUCUGCCACACCGAUGCUUACACCUGGAGUGGAAAGGAUCCCGAGGGUCUCUUCCCAUGUAUCCUUGGUCACGAGGCUGCUGGAAUAGUAGAAAGUGUUGGUGAAGGCGUGACUGAAGUCCAGCCAGGAGAUCAUGUCAUUCCUUGUUACCAGGCUGAAUGCAGGGAAUGCAAGUUCUGCAAAUCAGGAAAGACCAACCUCUGUGGCAAAGUUAGGACUGCUACAGGAGCUGGUGUGAUGAUGAAUGAUCGUCAGAGCCGCUUUUCUAUCAAUGGGAAACCCAUCUACCAUUUCAUGGGAACCUCCACAUUUAGCCAGUACACAGUUGUCCAUGAUGUUAGCGUUGCGAAGAUUUUGCCAAAUGCUCCUUUGGACAAAGUGUGCCUUUUGGGUUGUGGGGUUCCUACUGGUCUUGGGGCAGUUUGGAACACGGCAAAGGUUGAACCUGGUUCUAUUGUUGCUAUCUUUGGCUUAGGAACAGUGGGGCUUGCUGUUGCUGAAGGUGCAAAAGCUGCUGGUGCUUCCCGAAUUAUUGGCAUUGAUAUUGACAGCAAUAAGUAUGAGAUAGCCAAGAAUUUUGGAGUGACAGAAUUUAUCAAUCCCAAAGAUCACGAGAAACCUAUCCAACAAGUUAUUGUGGAUCAAACUGACGGAGGUGUGGACUAUAGUUUCGAAUGCAUUGGAAAUGUCUCUGUCAUGAGAGCUGCCUUGGAGUGUUGCCACAAGGGGUGGGGAACAUCUGUUAUUGUGGGAGUAGCAGCAUCUGGCCAGGAGAUAUCUACCCGUCCGUUCCAGCUGGUUACUGGUCGUGUUUGGAAGGGAACGGCUUUUGGUGGAUUCAAGAGUCGUUCGCAAGUACCUUGGCUUGUAGAGAAGUACAUGAACAAGGAAAUCAAAGUUGAUGAGUACAUCACCCACAAUUUGACUCUUAAGGACAUCAAUAGAGCUUUUGAUCUGAUGCAUGAAGGUGGUUGCUUGCGCGUUGUGCUCAACUUGCAUGAUUGAGUGCAGCUUCUGUGUUAAACUCGGGCGACUUUCUUUUUGAUUUGCUCCCACCCCCUGGCACAUUUUAAAAUCGAACUUGCUAGUUGCCACUCUUUAAGAUUUUCCAGGUUUCUCAGUUCGUUUGAGAAGUCGAAUUUGAAACGUCUGUUAUGAAGUUGUUAUUCUAGUGAUAUAAAAAAAAUAAAGAUUCUGAAACUUUUAUUGCUUGAACUUUUCACAAAACUACUAGUUCUACUGCAUAUGGAAUUGAUGCGCUACAAAAGGAAAAGCCUAACUAAGCUAUAUAUCUCUAUCUCGUUCUAAUCAGGCCCUUUCAUUAGUUGGACUAGUAAUAGGCAGUUUCAUCUUUGUUUCCAGUUCCAGGUUCUUGUCGCUGUCGCUGUAAGCAAAUCCUCCAUGGCUGGUAAGAUCCAUUCCCGCCGUCUCCUCGUCCACCGAUAUCCUCAGAAGUCCAAACUUGUGUAGCAACCAAAACAAUGUCCCCAUGGUCACCGUCACCCAGCCAACGAUCACCACAAUCUGCACAAGAUGAGCCGCCAAUAACUUCGCCCCGCCGCCCAUCAGCAGCCCGUAAGGCCGCUCCGGUAGACCGGGAUAAACCUCGUUCACAUACUUUUUCGUAGCAAACAGUCCUGUAAAGAUGAUCCCCCAGGCACCACAACCAGCAUGAAGCUGCGCAGCUUCGAGCGGAUCAUCAUACCCAACUUUAUCAGCCAAUUUGUUGAACCCGAUCAGGACCCAAGCAGCAACAAACCCGCAAAUCACCGCGGCCCACGGAUCAACCACGGAGCACCCACCCGUGAUGGCAGCGAAACCACCGAGCAAACCAUUACAAACAUCAGUGACAUUCCAAUGGCCUACAAUCAUCCUUUUCCCGAACAGAGUCGUCAGUGCCGCCGUGCAUCCGGCUAAAGUAGUCGUGACGGCAGUCCUUCCGAUCGCGCUCCAUUGCCCGUAGAAAGAUCCACCAUUGCCAUAGGCCUUGGAAAUAAUAAGGAAAGAACCCGGAUUGAAACCGUACCAUCCGAACCAUAACAAGAAUGUGCCCAAAACAACUAGAGUUCCGCUGUGUCCUCUCAGGGUAAUGGCCUUGCCAGAAUGGUCAAAUCGACCAACCCGGGGCCCCUCAAUCAGGGCACCCAACAACCCGGCAAUUCCUCCGACCAUGUGAACCACUCCGGACCCGGCGAAAUCGAUCACACCGGAUCCGAACAGGGGAUUCGCCCCGACCGCGCUGGCCCAACCAUCACCGGACCAAAACCAGUGAGACACAACCGGGUAAACGAAUCCCGUCAAGAAGGAAGAAUAAAUCAAGUAGGCAACGAAUUGGGUUCUUUCCGCAAUCGACCCGCUCGUGAUCCCGGCGGCGGCGAUUGCGAAACACCAUUGAUAAAGGAAGUAACUGUAAUCAAACGACUCAGAAGGGAAGUUUGUGAGGCCAAAAUUAUGGGAGCCGAUAAACCCGUUUGAAGGGGUCCCAAAGGCGAAUGCAAAGCCGAAGAGAUAAUAAAACAGGCCGCCGGCAGCCGCGUCGAGGACAUUGGUCAGCAUAAUGUUCAUGGUGUUCUUGGCCCGAACCGAGCCCGCACAGAGCAUGGCGAAGCCCAAUUGCAUGGCAAACACAAGGUAUGCUGAGAAUAACAGAUACGUGGUGUCAACUGCAUGGCCAGUGUCGGUGAAUCGGUUUGAGACAUCGUCGAAAUUACCGCAAAUGUACUCGGCUGCGGCGGUGGCGUUAGCGGCUCCGCCGAGUAAUUUGCUCAGGUCAGCCGCUGAACAGACGCCGGAAGCCAUGAUUGACGAUGGAUGGUUUUUUGUUUGGUGUUCUGUAAAUGUUUGAUAUUCUGUUGUUAUUUAUAUAUAUAUGUAAGAAGGAUGGAAGUGGUUGAAUCUGGGAGAGAUUCUUUCUCCGGGGGGGGGGGGGGGGUUUGAAUUGGAAUUAGAUUAAAAGAAGGGAUCGCAACUGACUGUUGGAGAUUCAGUAGUAGUUAGUUCAGGGCAGUUUGAGAUUCCAACUAUAAAAGCUGGAAAUUACUGUUUUACUCUUUUAGUGAGACUUACUAGUUUGUAUUCUUGACGUUGUCUUUCGAUUCAAAUCCAUGAUAAUUGAUAACAACUACCUGAUUCCUACUCCUGAUCCUUUUAUGAAAG